AUGCCCGUUCCGUUCGUGUGCCACUCUGAAGUCGAUGUUCUCAUUAUUGGUGCUAGCCCUGCUGGGCUCAUGUGCGCAAAAGCUCUGGCAAAUGCGAGAGUGAAUGUUCGGAUCGUUGAUCAAACGGCUUUCAAACUAACUACUGGCAAGGGCGAUGGAAUUUUACCUCGCACCACUGAAGUUUUUCAGCUGGAUAUAGAGCUAUGGACUUGCAGAGCGCCUUAUAAAGGACUUACCAGCAGAACACCAAGCGUGACAGCUCCGUCUGCAAGAUACCCAUUCGAGCUUACGCUCCAUCAAGGAGCCAUUCAAGACAUUUUCGCAGAUUCCAUGAUAUCGCUCGGCGUCAAGGUUGAACGAUCGACGAUACCUACUUCGAUAGAGCUCUCCAAGGACGAAAACGAAUUGAUGGAUCCUGCAUCAUAUCCAGUUCGCGUUGUGCUCCAAAGACUAGACAAAUCCGAGGACGAACCACGGGAAGAAAUUGUCCAUGCUAAAUUUGUUGUCGGUUGUGAUGGUGCUCGUUCAUGGGUCCGUAAACAAGUCGGUAUUACGAUGGAUGGAGAACAGUCUGAUUCCAUCUGGGGCGUCGUGGACAUGGUCACGCCUGACACCGACUUCCCGGAUGUCAGGAAUAAGGCCCUUGUACAUUCCAACCAUGGCUCAGUUAUAUUUAUUCCUCGAGAACAAGAUCGCAUUCGCAUUUAUAUACAAUUAAAGGACAAAGAUCUCAUCGAUCCAGUGACAGGCAGGGUAGACAAGGAGAAAAUGGGUCCAGAUCGGAUUCUUGAAACUGCACAAAAAUCCCUUGAACCUUACAAACUUAUCCGGAAGAGUGAAUUUUUGUGGUGGACAUUAUACAGCAUUGGACAACGAGUAGCCUCAAAGUUUUCCAUCAAAAAUAGAGUAUUCGUCGCUGGUGAUGCUUGCCACACACACUUUCCGAAAGCAGGUAAGCGUCUUAAAUCUAGCCCCUUCCCCGGUCUGUAUAACGAUAGCCAUAAUCUAGCUUGGAAAAUUGCCCGAGUUCUUCGUAGGUGGGCAGACAUGCCCUUCUUUUGUCAACGGCAAGCUCUUUAUGAAUCAGAGCGCCGUAAAUUCGCAUUAGACCUGAUCGCGUGGGAUAAAAUGUGGUCCACCCUUUUCUCUGGCAAGCCCUUGACUGAGGAGAACAGCGAUGGGGUUUCGCCUGAAGAUUUCACGAAUCUUGUCCUUUUACUAAUCCUGCGAGUUUGCAAGACUUUCCAAACAGACUUCACCAGUGGCAUCGGGAUACAAUAUCAACCUUCAGUUGCAGUAGAUCACAGAAACCAGGAGUUGGCUAGUGGUCUCGUCCUCGGUAAAUGCGUCCCUCCAUGCAAAUUCAUGCGUGCAGCAGACGCAUGGCCAUUCGAGCUCCAGGACCUUCUUCCUUCGGAUUUCCUCUUCAAAUUACUUGUUUUUACUGUUGAUUGCACCGAUCCGCUUCAGCAAGCGAGGGUUGAGUCAAUGGUCACGAACAUGCAGAAACCCAAGAGCUUUCUGAACCGUUACGCGACGCAUGGGAACUCACGAUUCGGCAUCGUCACGAUCAGCAAAGACCGGAAGGAAACAUUUAAGAUCUUUCGGCUCCUCACGCUUCUUCGCUCUCAUUGGUCAAAGGUGUUUAUCGAUGACACCGAUCCCUCUGGUACCUUCGGGGGAGAAGGUUACUCAUAUUAUGGACUGGGACCUGAGGGUGCUCUGGUUGCCGUUCGUCCUGAUGGCUAUGUUGGAGCCAUCGCGCCACUGGAUCACAUUGGGGAACUUGAUGCGUAUUUCGCGUCUUUCAUGAAGAUUCCCGUCUAG
Messenger RNA from Suillus subalutaceus, 1827 nucleotides. Its product is annotated as FAD binding domain-containing protein. The record is from RefSeq and is a predicted model, not a curated record. The transcript is spliced from 14 exons. Bases 1 to 1827 code for a protein of 608 amino acids. NCBI's taxonomy places the organism in Eukaryota, Fungi, Basidiomycota, Agaricomycetes, Boletales, Suillaceae. Gene Ontology annotation, molecular function: FAD binding.